UGGUAUUAUUUUCGCGAGCUCCGGUCUAGUCACUCCCCGGCAAACGGUCGCACUAAUUACGCAGAGAGGAAAAGCUAACAAUUUUUCUGUGCCCGAAAACUAAUCAUUUAAAAGGUAUUUAAAGAGCUAGUUCGCACCGAGGAGCAGCAGCCACGAUGACCGAUUCCAAGUACUUCACCACCACCAAGAAGGGCGAGAUCUUCGAGCUGAAGUCGGAGCUGAACAAUGACAAGAAGGAGAAGAAGAAGGAGGCGGUUAAGAAGGUGAUCGCCAGCAUGACGGUGGGCAAGGACGUUUCCGCCCUCUUUCCAGACGUGGUCAACUGCAUGCAGACAGACAAUCUGGAGCUGAAGAAGCUGGUAUACCUCUACCUGAUGAAUUACGCCAAGUCUCAGCCGGACAUGGCUAUCAUGGCGGUGAACACGUUCGUGAAGGACUGUGAGGACUCGAAUCCCUUGAUACGGGCGCUGGCCGUGCGCACCAUGGGCUGCAUCCGGGUGGACAAGAUCACCGAGUACCUGUGCGAGCCGCUUCGCAAGUGUUUGAAGGACGAGGACCCGUACGUGCGUAAGACGGCCGCCGUGUGCGUGGCUAAGCUGUACGACAUUUCGGCCACGAUGGUGGAGGACCAGGGUUUUCUGGACCAGCUGAAGGACUUGCUGUCCGACUCGAAUCCCAUGGUAGUGGCUAACGCGGUUGCCGCGCUCAGCGAGAUCAACGAGGCCAGCCAAUCCGGGCAGCCGCUGGUGGAGAUGAACUCGGUGACCAUCAACAAGCUGCUGACGGCACUCAACGAGUGCACUGAGUGGGGUCAGGUCUUCAUUCUUGACUCGCUAGCCAACUACAGCCCCAAGGACGAGCGCGAGGCUCAGUCUAUCUGCGAGCGAAUCACUCCGCGUCUGGCCCAUGCCAACGCCGCCGUCGUACUCAGCGCCGUCAAGGUCCUGAUGAAGCUGCUCGAGAUGCUCUCCAGUGACAGCGACUUCUGCGCCACACUCACCAAGAAGCUGGCGCCGCCAUUGGUCACGCUGCUCUCCUCAGAGCCGGAGGUGCAGUACGUGGCGCUGCGCAACAUCAAUCUGAUCGUCCAGAAGCGGCCAGACAUCCUUAAGCACGAAAUGAAGGUGUUCUUCGUCAAGUACAACGACCCCAUUUACGUGAAGCUGGAGAAGCUCGACAUCAUGAUUCGCCUGGCCAACCAGAGCAACAUUGCCCAGGUACUCAGCGAACUUAAAGAAUAUGCCACCGAGGUGGACGUGGACUUUGUGCGCAAGGCAGUGCGCGCCAUCGGGCGAUGUGCAAUCAAGGUGGAGCCUUCGGCGGAGCGCUGCGUCUCCACGCUGCUGGAUCUUAUCCAGACGAAGGUCAACUACGUGGUGCAAGAGGCAAUCGUGGUCAUCAAGGACAUCUUCCGCAAGUACCCUAACAAGUACGAGAGCAUUAUUAGCACGCUGUGCGAGAACCUGGACACCUUGGACGAACCGGAGGCACGCGCAUCGAUGGUUUGGAUAAUUGGCGAGUACGCGGAGCGCAUUGACAACGCCGACGAGCUGCUUGACAGCUUCCUCGAGGGUUUUCAGGAUGAAAAUGCACAGGUGCAGCUACAGCUGCUCACGGCCGUGGUUAAGUUGUUCCUCAAGCGCCCCUCAGACACCCAGGAGCUGGUACAGCACGUACUCUCACUGGCCACCCAGGAUUCGGACAACCCCGAUCUGCGUGACCGUGGCUUCAUCUACUGGCGUCUGCUGUCCACGGACCCGGCAGCCGCCAAGGAGGUGGUGCUGGCCGACAAGCCGCUCAUCUCGGAAGAAACAGACCUUCUGGAGCCGACACUGCUGGACGAGCUCAUCUGUCAUAUCAGCUCGCUGGCUAGUGUGUAUCACAAGCCUCCGACCGCGUUCGUAGAGGGUCGCGGGGCCGGAGUGCGCAAGUCGCUGCCCAAUCGCGCCGCCGGAUCCGGAGCUGGUGCCGAACAGCCAGAGAGCGGAGCCGGUUCAGAGGCUAUGGUCAUCCCGAACCAGGAAUCUCUUAUCGGCGAUCUGCUUUCCAUGGAUAUCAACGCACCCGCCAUGCCCUCCGCUCCAGCGGCAACCAGCAACGUGGACCUACUGGGCGGCGGUCUAGACAUUCUGCUGGGUGGUCCACCUGCAGAGGCUGCUCCCGGCGGUGCCACCAGUCUGCUGGGCGACAUUUUCGGUCUGGGCGGCGCUUCGCUCUCGGUGGGCGUGCAAAUCCCUAAGGUCACAUGGCUGCCGGCGGAGAAGGGCAAGGGCCUAGAGAUACAGGGUACGUUCUCACGCCGCAACGGAGAGGUAUUCAUGGACAUGACGUUGACUAACAAAGCCAUGCAACCGAUGACCAACUUCGCCAUCCAACUAAACAAGAACAGCUUCGGUCUGGUGCCCGCGUCGCCCAUGCAGGCUGCUCCUCUCCCACCCAACCAGUCCAUCGAGGUGAGCAUGGCGUUGGGCACCAAUGGACCCAUCCAGCGCAUGGAGCCCCUCAACAACUUGCAGGUGGCUGUGAAGAACAACAUAGACAUCUUCUACUUCGCCUGCCUGGUGCACGGCAACGUGCUGUUUGCCGAAGACGGACAGCUGGACAAGCGCGUCUUCCUCAACACCUGGAAGGAGAUCCCCGCCGCCAACGAACUGCAGUACAGCCUAAGCGGCGUCAUUGGCACCACCGACGGAAUCGCCUCCAAGAUGACCACCAACAACAUCUUCACCAUCGCUAAGCGCAACGUCGAGGGCCAGGACAUGCUCUACCAAUCACUCAAGUUGACCAACAGCAUUUGGGUGCUCCUGGAGCUGAAGCUGCAGCCGGGCAACCCAGACGCCACACUCAGCCUCAAAUCGCGCUCCGUAGAGGUGGCCAACAUUAUCUUUGCCGCCUACGAGGCCAUCAUCCGCUCCCCAUAAGCAUCCCACGGAAGACGUCGGAUGGUGGACGAGGAGCACAAAGCAAUCGGAGCGAUCAAUUUAUGAGGGAAUCCACAAGAUGUUCUCAGCAGGUGUUGAAGAUUAGCUCAACAAUAAAUUGUAAUUUACGUAUUAUUACUAUAUUGUGUAUUGGCGGCUUCGCCACAUACAUACAUUAUUUAUGCAUAUGCACACAUAUAAACCAAUCAAGUUUGUCGAGAGAACUGUUAAUUGUUAAUCGGAGAUGCAUGUCCUCAAUGUGUUGUAACGUAUGACGGUAGCGAAAACUGCGACAAAGCAUUCCAAAACUCUGUAACCCCAAAUACAUGCACGACAUCUAUGUAUAUGUACGUGUCCUAGUAAAAUGUAUGACAUAACACAUUAAA
Drosophila rhopaloa is the source of this 3307-nucleotide messenger RNA. It is a transcript of the gene AP-1-2beta, whose product is annotated as AP-1 complex subunit beta-1. Gene Ontology annotation, biological process: intracellular protein transport; vesicle-mediated transport. The record is from RefSeq and is a predicted model, not a curated record. The transcript has 3 exons. Bases 156 to 2921 code for a protein of 921 amino acids. Gene Ontology annotation, molecular function: clathrin binding. NCBI's taxonomy places the organism in Eukaryota, Metazoa, Arthropoda, Insecta, Diptera, Drosophilidae. Gene Ontology annotation, cellular component: membrane coat; clathrin adaptor complex.